AUGAGCGGAGGAGAAAGAUUAGGGGCAGGCGAGUUCUAUGGCAAAAGAGGUAUGGAGGAUUUCCAGGAGUUUAUCGGGAGAAUGGGGGUGGUAGAUAUUCCUUGUGUGGGAGGCAAGUUUACUUGGUUCAAAGCAAAUGGUAAAGCAAUGAGUAGAUUAGAUAGAUUUUUGGUUUCUAGAAAUUUGAUGGAUAUGUGGGGGGUGAUUGAUCAACGUAUAGGCAAAAGGGAUAUCUCGGAUCAUGUGCCCAUUCAAUUAUUUUCCGGUAAUCUAAACUGGGGGCCAAAGCCGUUUAAAUUCAAUAAUUCUUGGUUUAAACAUGAGAAGUUCAAAAGUUUCAUUCAAGCGGAAUGGCCGAAGUUGAAGGUUCAUGGUAGGGGAGAUUUCGUGUGGCUUGAAAAGCUUAAAAGAUUGAAACUCAUCUUAAGGAAGUGGAACCGGGAGAUUUUUGGUUGGAUUGAUUUAAAGGUGGAUGAAGAGGUGGAUGGCAUUAAUGAGAUGGACAAUUUAUUAGCAGAAAAUUUCGGGGGCAGCAUUGACGGGUUAGUAGAAGCGAGAAGGGAGGCUUUUGACGAAGUGAGGAAAACCUUAAUUUUGAAAGAGAGUAUGCUAAGGCUUAAAUCGAGACAAUUAUGGUUGAAGGAAGGGGAUAAGAAUUCUAGCUUUUUCCACAAUAGUCUCAAGAAGAGGUAUAAGAGGAAUGCUAUUUCUUUGUUGGAGGGAGCGAAUGGUAUGGUGGAAGGGGUGGUCGAAGUCAAAGAGGAGGUAAAAAGACAUUUUGAGAACUUUUUCAAAGAAGAAGAUUGUGCUAGGCCGGUCCCGGAGGGUUUGAACCUUAAAUCUUUAAGGAAUGAAGAUAGAGAGUGGUUGGAAAGGGAGCCUACGGAAGAAGAAAAAAAGAGGCGGUUUGGGAUUGCGAUGGCAACAAAAGCCCGGGUCUGGAUGGAUACACUCUCGAAUUUUUCCAAGUUUGUUGGGAUACUCUCAAGGAAGAUGUGGUUAGAUUCGUUCGCGAUUUUUGCUCUAAUUGUAGACUCACUAAGGGUUGCACAUCGUCGUUUUUAG
Messenger RNA from Vicia villosa (hairy vetch), 1065 nucleotides. RefSeq lists its product as uncharacterized. NCBI's taxonomy places the organism in Eukaryota, Viridiplantae, Streptophyta, Magnoliopsida, Fabales, Fabaceae. The transcript has a single exon. The coding region runs from base 1 to 1065 and encodes 354 amino acids. The record is from RefSeq and is a predicted model, not a curated record.